AUGACUUCAUCCUCAACCACAUAUCCGAAUCCAUGUCCAUUACCAGAUACUCAUCUGAAUAUUGUGAUCCAUAAUCUGUUGCAAGUAGUGUUUGAAAGUCCGGUUCGGUCCGGUUUUUUGAUGCCCAGGGGCGUUAACCGUAACCGUAACCGGUCUGCCUUUUCCCCAGAAGUCAAAAGACCAGACCGGACCGCAAAAAGACCGCAGACCGCGGUUUUUUGCGGUCUAUAG
Molecule: messenger RNA, 231 nt
Organism: Laccaria bicolor S238N-H82
Lineage: Eukaryota; Fungi; Basidiomycota; Agaricomycetes; Agaricales; Hydnangiaceae
Exons: 1
Coding region: 1-231 (76 amino acids)
Source: RefSeq, a predicted model, not a curated record